This is a messenger RNA of Rhizophagus irregularis DAOM 181602=DAOM 197198, 1113 nucleotides long. The record is from RefSeq and is a predicted model, not a curated record. NCBI's taxonomy places the organism in Eukaryota, Fungi, Glomeromycota, Glomeromycetes, Glomerales, Glomeraceae.
GAUCAGAAUUAAAUAAGUCAAAAGAUGACUUAGGAAUUCCAAAAAGUCCUUUAUUGGGGGUUUCAAAAAGUCCUAACGAUUCUGCACCAACAUCUCCUAAACCAACAGAUAAAAUUGUUCUUGGCCCACCCAAAAUGAAUUUCGCUUCAUCAUCUGUUGGAGGAUUAAAAAUUGUGGAAGAAAAAACAGCACCGCCAAGGGCUGGUAGAUCAGAUGGAAUACGACAACGCCAAGGAGAGGACAUUUCAUAUGUGCGAUCUGGAAAAGACUUUGAACCACGAGCACCACGAGGACCGUCUGGUGGCCGUGGAUUUGUUGGUAGGGAAGCAUUGCGAGAACGUGCUUUAGCAGAAAAAGUAACAAAAGAAUCAACUGGGCCUACUCACGGAACACAUAGUCGUGGAUUAGGAAAUAUACGGUCUCAUGAAACGAGUAGAAACAAUCGUAGAGAAGGCAUUGGAGGGGGAAGAAAUACUUCAAAAUAUCAAGCCGAUGACAGAUCGGAGACUCCCGAAUGGAUGAAUUAUAAUCCACAAACCGAUGAGGAUACAAAACGCAUUGAUAAUGGUGAAGCUGGUGAUAAAGCCAUGUUCGAUCUUCAAGCUUGGAAAGUGCAAAUGAAAGAGAAAGAUAGGGAACAACGAGAACGCAAUGAAAAGGAAAAGACUAAAGAACGAAGGGAAACAACGGAAAAAGGUCGAGCGCGCAGUAUUUCGCGAGCUGACAGUAGUGCAUCAUGGAGGCCAGGAAAUAAAACAUUGACUACCGAAGAGACUAAUAAUGCUUCAAAUGAUAAACCUGAAAGAUCCGUACAGAAUGGAUUAAAGGAACAAAAUACAACGGAUUUAGAUGGUAAUUAUCUAAAUUUCUAUAUUACAUUCGUAUUCUUCAAAUUCAUUAAAUUUGGCCGAUGUGGAUCAACUAUUUGGCCCUGGUGGGAUGGACCUGAAUGCUCCUUUACAUCCAGGCUCAUCAGCUUUUAACAAAUUCCUUUCUCAGCAUAAACUUGCCAUGGCUGAAGACAAUGGACCUAAAACUGAAAGUAUAUCAAGUAUCUCACAUGUAGAGACAGUUCCUCGAGAACAAGGAAAAUCUCGUUUCGCCAGAUUUUUC